AUGGUUUCAAAUCAGAAUGCCAUCCGGCUCAUAAACACUACAUAUGCAGAUCAAGUAGUGAAUAUUGGAGAAAUAACACUUGGAGAAGAAACAAGGAACAGAAUGAAGAAUACUCAAGGUCGUGAAAGUGAAAGACGUCAGAUUAUAAAUGCGGCAUGUGCUCUUUUGAACUCUGGAGGAGGACUGAUACUAAUGCUCCCCAAAAAUGACAAUUACACUUUAUCUGAUGGAUUAGGACUUGAUAUAGAAUUGGGUUUAAGGGAGCUUGUCAGGCCCCAAACAAUACAAGAUAACUUUACUUAUUUACAAGUAGACGUCUACACCAUCAUUUUUGUCAAAUCCUGGUCUGCAGACCUUAUUAGCAGUGGUGGUGUCAAAGCCAGGAUUUCGAGUAUUGAUUGUCAGGCUUAUAAGAGAUGCGGAACAUCAACUUUAAAAAUUGCACCAAAUGAGUUUUAUCAUUUUUUUAAUCAGAAGAAAUUGAUGGUGGGAAGAGCACAAGGUUUGUCUCCCAAAAGAAUGAGAAUAAAUAACUCACAAGAUAAAAUGCUGAAGGUAGUAAAGAAUUUCUGCAAUCAAAAAAAUAUUAAAAUUUCAGAAGCUGUAGAAUUUGGAGAAAGUGAAUAUACAGAGUUCAAAAGUUUUGAAGGCAGAAAUUUACAAACUAGGCUUGGCGAAAAUCUGGUAAAGUACAUAUCAGCAUUUGGAAACACAAAUGGAGGGUUUUUCAUUACUGGCAUUGACGAUAAAACAAAAAAAGUAGUGGGCUGUGGGAAAGGCAUAGAUCCAGAAUUUUUUAAAAUAUUGAUGGAAAAUACAUUCAAGAAAUUAAUCACAAUCCAUUUUGAUAAUUGCUCUUCUCAAAGGAGUGUAGAGUACAAUCUGCAUAUUAUAAAUGUUAUCGAUGACUUGGAAACUCGCCAUGGCUAUGUAAUGGCACUCGAAGUUAAAAAGCACUGCUGUGUAAUUUUUUCAAAAAAUCCUGAAUCAUUCAAAAUUGAGGGAGGUGCCAUAACAAAUAUGAAACCAGGAGAAUGGUUACAGAUGAUGAUGGGAACUGAUCCAGAAAGUGCAGAGCUUUGUAAAAAUUUUGAGAAAGAACUAAGUAUGUCCUUGGCACCACCACAAUGUAAACCAGUGUACGGCCUGAAAAAUACAGCCAGACUGAACAUGCUGCAAAAUGCACUAUACCCAGUUAAGUCUGAAGGGAUAGAAAGCAUCCCAGCUCCACUAUGCUCACGCCUCUUUGAAAAGUUUGAAAGGUUUGAUGACAACCUGAAGCCAAAUGGAGAACAAGGUGUUCUGAUUUUCUCUAAGAGUUGGGCAGUCGACAUUGAAAUGGAGAAGAAUGACAAUGUUAUCUGCGAUGCCCUGUUGUUCUGCACAAACAGCUUCCCAGUCUUGUACACUGUAGUGGAGAAGGCCACUGAAGAGCUGUUGGAGUAUUCAAGGCAAACUGCAUAUCAAAUAAAGCAAAAGCUUGUCAAUGUUGGGGGAUACUCUGAUUGGAUCUGCGUGAUACCUAAACUUUUUGAACUCCCGUCCAGGACUGUGAUUUCAAGUGAGACAAACUGUCCCGGUUUCAAGUUGAAGAACCAAUAUCCAGAAGACUACCGUAUUUUUGAUGUUAAAGCCAUUCUGAGAUCUUUAGUGCUUGUUAUGCUAAGUUUUAAGUCACCUUUGAGUGACCAACUUGGUUGCGAAUUUCUAAAUUUGCUCACCAUUGAACAAUUUGAAAUUCUUAAUUCAAAGUGUAACAUUGAAGACUUUAGUAGCAUGUUUGUUCAUGGCUUACCAGGAACGGGAAAAACGGUGAUUGCAGAGAUGCUCAUCAGGAGAAUCCAAAGAACCUUUCACUGCCGACCAGAAGAAGUCCUUUAUAUCUGUGAGAAUCAACCGUUAAGAGACUACAUGCGGAGAUUUGAAAUCUGCCACUGUGAGACAAGAUCAAAAUUUAUUGGUUCCUCAUUUCCUGAAGUAAAACACAUUGUUGUGGAUGAAGCUCACAAUUUCCGUGGAGAAGAGCCAAACUGGUACAGCAAAGCCAUUUCCAUUAUUUACAGAGCAUCUGACGCUUGUGGCCCCGGUGUAUUCUGGGUCUUCCUGGACUAUUUUCAAUUGCAUCACCCAUACUCCAACGGUUUGCCAGGAGUUGAAUAUCAACGUCCAAAAGUGGAUUUAACUUUUUGUGUUCGCAAUAGCAAAGCCAUUUACGGCGUAAUGUAUGAGGAGAUGACCAAAAUAGUUGAAGGCUCCUUUUUGAAAAAUCAAAAAAACGUUCACGCGCUUUGCAGGAAACAAAUGAAUGUGGCAAAAUGUGGACACUCAUUUCAGGGAGUGAGUAAAGUGAUUCACUUUAAAAACGGUGAAGACCUUACCAUCGAGAUAUUUAAAGAAAUAAAAGCAAAGCUAAAACAAGGUUACACCAACAAGGAUUUUGCUAUUCUUUGCAACAAACAGGCGGAUUAUGAGAGAUACUAUGCUGCACUGGUUCCCCUUUUCAAAAAAGUGAGGCCUCCACCGUCAUUUUCACAGGCACAUGCGGUUCAUGAAAACAAAAUUAUCCUGGAUACGGUUAGAAGGUUCUCAGGCCUUGAAAGAAACAUCGUGUUUGUCGUUCACCCAGAAGUGCAUGAAAAACACAAGGAUCUGCAGGAUAACCUUAUUCUUAACGCUGUCUCUCGGGCUCGUGUUCAGCUCUUCAUAUUUACGCCGGACAAACUGGCACAGUCUGCUAAUAAGGAAAAUGAGCCAAUGCAGUUUUAGAAGGUUCCUACAGAGCAUUUACAGUAUUUCAUUUCAUUGUCUUGUGUCUCUUUGGUGCUCUUCCUAAGCCAUCUUGUCUGU
Molecule: messenger RNA, 2847 nt
Organism: Erpetoichthys calabaricus (reedfish)
Lineage: Eukaryota; Metazoa; Chordata; Cladistia; Polypteriformes; Polypteridae
Product: schlafen family member 13-like
Exons: 4
Coding region: 1-2766 (921 amino acids)
Source: RefSeq, a predicted model, not a curated record